Messenger RNA from Parnassius mnemosyne (clouded apollo), 825 nucleotides. Lineage: Eukaryota; Metazoa; Arthropoda; Insecta; Lepidoptera; Papilionidae. The record is from the annotation of a GenBank genome assembly.
AUGAAGGCCAGUGCUCCUAAGCCCAAGUGGAGCGACGUCUCAGCAAUGAGUUCGACCACGAAAAGCUAUUGGGCCCAAUGGGACAGCUUGCUGAUUCAGGAUGGAAUCCUGUGCCGCAAAUGGGAAAAUGGUCGGGGAGACAGAUGUCAUUUGCAAAUGGUUGUCCCUAAGGCAAAAGUACCGGAUGUUCUACAGCUGUACCAUAGUUGUUGUUCAGGAGGCCACCUGGGAGUUAAACGAACUCUCCUGAAGAUCCGAGAACGGUUUUACUGGGUCCACUGUCGUGACGAUGUCGAGGACUGGUGCCGCAAAUGUACAAGUUGUGCGGCUGUAAAGGGACCUCAAAUUCGUAGUAGAGGCGCAUUGAAAUUGUACAAUGUUGGUGCACCAUGGGAGAGGAUAGCCAUUGACGUUGCGGGGCCGUUUCCAGAAACUGAAAGUGGUAACAAGUAUUUCAUGGUUGUGAUGGAUUACUUCACUAAGUGGCCAGAAGUCUUCGCCAUUCCAAAUCAAGAAGCUUCAACAAUUGCAGAUAAACUAGUUCAUGAAGUCUUCUGUCGUUUUGGAGUACCUUUAGAGAUUCACAGCGAUCUAGGAAGGAAUUUCGAGUCUCAAAUAUUCCAGGAAACUUGCAGAGUUAUGGGUACUCAUAAAACACAAACAACUGCUUACCACCCACAAUCUGAUGGAAUGGUAGAACGAUUUAAUCAGACAUUGGAAAGGUACCUGGCAAAAGUUCUGAAAAACGGCAACGAGACUGGGACAGGCACAUACAACCGUUUUUGUUGUCAUAUCGAAGCGCUGUUCACGAAAGUACGUCAGUGA